Vigna unguiculata (cowpea) is the source of this 3257-nucleotide messenger RNA. Its product is annotated as transcription factor bHLH145-like. Lineage: Eukaryota; Viridiplantae; Streptophyta; Magnoliopsida; Fabales; Fabaceae. The record is from RefSeq and is a predicted model, not a curated record.
UCAACCUUCCAUAACACUCUCAAUCGCUUUCUUUUUCUUUUCUUUUAUUAUUAUUAUUAUUUUAAUCUGUUUUUUUUUCAUUAAUAAUUAUUUGGAUGCACUUCAGUGAAGGGUAUAUGUGUCAAUACAUUUUCUAUAUAACUCAACUCCUCAUCUUUCUUCUUGGUUACACACAGUUUCCACUUUCCACUUUGACUGUACCCAAGUCACGCUUGCUCCCUCCUCUCAACUGCUUUGCUUCUCUCUCUCUCUCUCUCUCUCCGUCUCUCACUUUCUCUCUCUCCACAUACAUCGGUGUUGAACGAGAUUUUGGGUGAAAGAAUAGUGGUUAGUGGUGACUUCAUCUUUUUGUGGAUAAGGAUACAGCAGCAUGCGGUGGUGGCUUAGUCUAUCUGUUGAUGUAUAUCGUAAAGUGAUUUCCUUGAACCUGUAUUGCAAAGUUAUUCUGUAAUUCAAGAUCCUUUUACCAGAACCUCUUUCAAUCACCUCCCUCAUCUCUUCCUUGUCUUAAAUCAAUGGGGUCCAAUUUUUUUGUUGUCGUUCCUUGUUACGUUCGUCAGAUCAGCUGAAAAAAGCCACCCAUCUUGUUUCUACCGCUUCUGUUCAACUGGGUCUAGUUUGAUCAGUCUCCUCAACAUUUUAGCUGUCAUUAGUUUCUAGCUUUUUUUUUUCCUUAGUAGUUUGUCGACCAGUUAAAUCAGUGUUUUAGUUUGGUUUAUUGUUCAAUUCGUCAAAACCAGUUUCACAGGAGGGUUCAGAUUUCAGACUCAUUGUCUCUGGGAACAUCAUUGUUCUUUCAUUUUGAAGGGUUGGAAAAGUAGUUAUGGUGUGCCAAGCAGCAAGUCAAACCAGAUUUCGGGCAUUGAAACAUGAGAAUGGAACUGCAGGGACUGCUACCAUUAUAGUUAGAGUUAUGGCAUGCUUUCAACCUCUCAUAGAUUGCCAGGCUGAAUACUUCCGUCAUUUGCUCAAGCCUGUCACGUAAUAGUUUUUUUCUUUGUUCGUUUUGGGUUAAGCCGGUGGUUUUGUUGUUUUCCUUGUUGGUGAGAGUUACCAAUAGUAAAAGAUAGCACUUGUGUUUGAAUCGUUUUUAUUCAGGUGAUUUUUGUGGUUGAAUGGGAGAAAAUUGUGGAACCUGGAUUCCGGAGCUGCUUUUUGAUUGGCAAUCUCCCAAUUUGAGCUCCUUCAAUGCUGCACCCUUUGGCACGGGGAAGCAAAAUGGCACAGCUGCAGCUAUGAAUCCAGUUGCGAACUCGGUCUCGAUCGCAAGAGAUGCGACAAUGCCAGCAUAUGUGUCCUCUGGGCUGCCUCAUUCGCAGCUGGGACAUUCUGGUGAACCUCAUGGUUGGUUUUAUUGUUUGCCUCGAUUUCGGCAGGGAUUUACUACACCUGCUCGAAACUUCACUGCAGAGGAAAAACUCCCUGCUAGCCAUGCCAAAGGUUUUGGGGAGGAACAUGCCCGCGUUGGAGUGUCGGGUUUCCCUCAGAAGCAAUUCCUGGUUAUCGAUCAAACAGCUGAUCAAACAACUCUGGUUUACAGUUCAAGGUUUGGUCGGCCUGUUGAGUGCCUCACUUCCUGGGAUUCAAAGCUGCAUGGCUGUACCAAUUUGAACAACAGGGAUGAAUUGCUAUCGUUGAGGAGAGACGUGAAUCAUGUGGCUGGAGUUGGACCAACUUUGGAUGAUAAAGUUGAUGAAAAUCAGGGAACUGAUGAUGACAUUGAAAGUGAGAUGCAUGAGGACACAGAGGAAAUCAAUGCAUUGCUUUACUCUGACAGUGAUGGUUAUUCCACUGAGGAUGAUAAUGAUGACGACGAUGAUGAUGAUGAUGAAGUUACCAGCACAGGACAUUCACCCAGUACAAUGACCACUCACGAUAAUCGGGAAGAACCUGGUAGGGGAAUUGAAGAAGUUGCUAGCUCCUUUGGAGAAACAAAGAAGCGAAAGCUCUGGGACAGGGCUUGUGAUGGUGACACUGGUAGUUCUCUUGAUGGAAAAAGACCCUUUGAAGUUGAAGAUGAUGCAGAAUCAAGAUGCUCCAGUGUUGGCAACAGUAGUAGAGGGUCAGGUGGAAUGGGUUAUAAAAAGAUGAGAAAAGAGAAGAUUCAAGAUGUUCUGAGCAUUCUGCAGUGCAUGGUUCCUGGUGGAAAGGGCAAGGACGCGGUGGAGCUUCUUGAUGAAGCCAUACGUUGCUUGAAAUCAUUGAAACUGAAGGCCAUAAAGCUUGGACUUGAUGCCAUAUAAGUUGGAGAAUUAGAAAAGGGUAUCACUUAUUUAAUACGUUUAUGUUUGCGUGGUUUUAGAAUAAUAAACAAGGUAUGGAUAUUGACCUGAAAUAAUCAUGGAAGGUGGGUGUGAAAUGAAUCCCUUGAAGAAGGCAUUAGUAGAUGAUGAAGGUGGUAUUAUGUAAUGCAACAAAGAAAGAAAGAGGUAUAAUGGCGCAAUAAAGGAAAGAAAAGAAAGAGAGAAAUGAAUGAUUAGUCGAUGUCUUGGGGGUUAGAGAAAGUAGCACUAACGCUGGCAUGGGGUGUGAGCUGUUUUUGAAUGAGAAGACUGGUUGUUCCAAAAAGUACCCAAAAACGAGAGUGCACGCCUCUUGGCUGUUAUGGGCCCCAACCUCACUUCCUCUUUUUGUAACCUUGUCGUGUUCAAUCCUUGGUGGGUUUGCCUUUUCUCUGAUGUAAAAAUUAUCACUAGCUUUGGGUGUGAGUUGAGAGAGAGUGUGUGUGUGGUGACAACUUUGGGAGAAGGGCCCCCCCUAAACCCCUCUAUUUUCUACUUCACCAUGGAUGACACAGUAAUGUGGGAAACACUGAUCUUUGUGUUGUGUUUCGUGCUGCUAUUAUUAUGGGUCUUCCCUCGGAGGUUGUAUCGUAACUGGUGUAAGGGCUUGUUACAGAAGAAGGAGAAGAAGGUGAUAUCUUGGUCGGUCGAAAUUUAAUGUGGUUGGUGUUACUGUUGUCCUCUUGCCUAUGUAGUCACGCAUUUAUGAUAUCAGAAACUUACGUUUUUUUUUUUUUCAUUUCCAUUGUUACUGUUAUAAUUUAGAUGAUUUGUAUGUGCAUUGAUGAAAAUUUGAAAGCGUGAAAAGUUGUGUUGGUGGGGUGAUAACUGAUAAGGGCCCGAGGGGACCACAGCGUUGAAUUAUUAGUGAGGAAGAUACAUGUGACGUGUAGCACGAGUGGGGUUGUGGUGAGUAGUCAAUAGUCAUUGUAGGCAUCUAAGAAAAGAAAGAAUCUUGUACAGUGUUUUGUUGAA